CCCGACGACACACACGCCCAUGGAUUCGCUUCUCCUUAUCAACGAAGCCUUAUCAUGCCGUUCUCUUGUCUGUCAGGUCGUCGCCGCCGCCGUCCGGUAAGCUACCCCGCCCGUGACUCUGGACAGCUCGUGUCUGAUUCGCGGGGAAGUGUUCCGCCAUUGCAACACGUGUGGAUGACAUCAAAGCCCAGAACACGAUUUGCCCGCGAAGCAAAACAACCUGUCACAGUAGACGGACAUUUCACUUGUUUGCUUCACUUGCCUGCCGUGAUUCAAGCUGCACCCCAGAGCCAAGAUCCGGCCCGAAUGGAGCGGAUUCACAGCUAUGCAUCUUGGCCCUCUGGCUUACUGGUGACCAACAAUCGUGCGUCGCAUUACAUAUAGUACGGGUGGCCACGAAUGUCGCCUCCGUCCAAACAAAAACCGCACCUACAACCAUCCGCAAACUUGCUUUACUUGCGCGCUCUAGCCAUCGAUCGACAUGGAUCACAACGACACAUCUGAGAGCAGGGAGCAGAGGCUCAAACAGUUUUUCGACUACUUCAACACGCAGCUGAAAGUUCUGAACAAGGAUUUGGAAGAGCUGUCUGCGCUAGACACGAGCAGUUUGCAGCGCCGGGAAGGCAUCGACAAUCUCGCAAGGGAGAUUCAGCGGGUCCAGGAAGAGGUACAAGAUGCGUCCUCGUACACGCCGGACUAUGACCAGGCCCGUUACGCCCAGGAGAUUCGCGCCUUUCGGGAGAAAUUGCAGGCCGCCAGAGCCGCAGCAGCGUCCAGGUCCAAAUUCGCCUUCAAAUCAGGUCGCAAGAUCGCACCGCCAGCGGCAGCGACGGCAGCCGCAGCGGCAGAGCCGUCGGCGUCGACGUCCACCUCGUCAGGCGCCGUGGACGACAGCACGGAUUCCACUCCCACGCCAACACCGACGCCGGGACUGAAGAACGGCAGCGCCGUAGACGAUCGCGACGACCUGUCGUACAUGCACAUCAUCACGCCGCCGACGCGCAACAACGAGUUCGAGGCCAUCAAGCACAGCGUCAUCAACCUGCGCCAUCCCAGCGUGCCGGGCAGCGUGCCCACGUUCGCCGACCUGCACCUGCGGCACAUCAAGACGUCGCUCAUCAUCACGGGCGUCCAGACGGGCGCAACCCACGUCACCAACGUCAAGAACUCCGUCCUCGUCGUUGACACCCACCAGUUCCGCAUGCACGACAGCAAGGACGUCGACGUCUACCUCGCCUGCGCGACCCGGCCCAUCAUCGAGCGCUGCACCCGCAUCCGCUUCGCGCCCCUGCCCAACCUCUACGCGCAACGUCCCGCCGCCGAGCCCCCCAGGCCAAACCUGUGGGACCAGGUCGACGACUUCAACUGGCUCAAGGCCUCGCGCAGCCCCAACUGGACCGUGCUGCCGGAGACCGAGCGCGUCACCGAGGACACCUGGCGCGACGUCGUGCCGGGCACAGAGAAGAUUGGCUUGACGGACAUACUCAUCGCUGUCGGCGUCAAGGACGCCGAGAAGGGCCGCAGUCGCCGGGGCAGCGAAACCGCUGGUGGCGACGGCUUCUAAACUCUUCUUAUUCUUCCUUUUUUUUUCUGUUCAUCCCCUCUCCCUUACUUUCUUGCGGGGAAAAAAAAGGGGGGGGGGGGUCGGGG
This is a messenger RNA of Verruconis gallopava, 1650 nucleotides long. RefSeq lists its product as uncharacterized. Gene Ontology annotation, cellular component: cytoplasm. NCBI's taxonomy places the organism in Eukaryota, Fungi, Ascomycota, Dothideomycetes, Venturiales, Sympoventuriaceae. Bases 482 to 1564 code for a protein of 360 amino acids. The transcript has 2 exons. Gene Ontology annotation, biological process: post-chaperonin tubulin folding pathway; tubulin complex assembly. The record is from RefSeq and is a predicted model, not a curated record.